Molecule: messenger RNA, 681 nt
Organism: Talaromyces amestolkiae
Lineage: Eukaryota; Fungi; Ascomycota; Eurotiomycetes; Eurotiales; Trichocomaceae
Exons: 5
Coding region: 1-681 (226 amino acids)
Biological process (GO): translational elongation
Cellular component (GO): eukaryotic translation elongation factor 1 complex; cytosol
Molecular function (GO): translation elongation factor activity; guanyl-nucleotide exchange factor activity
Source: RefSeq, a predicted model, not a curated record
AUGGGUUUCACAGACCUGGUCCAUGACACUGGCCUCAGUGCACUUGACACCUGGGUGACAACCCGAUCCUACAUUAUCUCGUUCACUCCCUCCCAGGCCGAUGUUUCGGUGUUCAAAGCUAUUACCACCGCCCCUGACUCCACCAAGUACCCUCACGCCGCAAGAUGGUACAAGCACAUCGCAUCGUAUGAGUCCGAAUUCGAGACUCUGUCCGGCGAUCCAUCCAAACCCUAUACAGCUUACGGACCUGACAUCGCCGAAAACCAGACCGCCGCCACUGCAAACAGUGACGAUGAGGAGGAGGAAGACCUAUUUGGUAGCGACGACGAAGAGGAAGAUCCCGAGGCAAUUCGAGCCCAGGAAGAGCGUCUAGCUGCUUACAGAGAAAAGAAGGCAGCUAAACCUAAGCCUGCUGCUAAGUCCAUCGUUACGCUAGAAGUUAAGCCUUGGGACGAUGAAACCGAUAUGGUAGCCCUGGAAGCAUCGGUACGCAGCAUUGAAAAGGAUGGUUUGGUCUGGGGCGCUUCCGAAUUGGUUGCAGUUGGAUUCGGUAUCAAGAAACUAAAGAUUAUCCUCGUUGUCGAGGAUGAAAAGGUGUCAACUCUCGAUCUCCAGGAGGAAAUCGAAGGCUUCGAGGAUUACGUUCAGUCUUCGGAUGUUGUUGCCAUGCAGAAGCUGUAA